AACCUGUUUCCCCACUUAGCAUGAAGUUCCAUGAUGAUAAGUUGCUCUUCUGGAGUGAUGUUUCCCCGUCGUACGUCGGGGCGGAGAUAGUUCAGCCACCGGAGCCGGCAACUUUUCCCGAUUUGGCGAGAGAAUUCCAAACACCAUCGCCGUGGUUGGCGAUAUAGUUGAUAAGAAUAAGAUCUUCUUCCAUCGUCCAUGGUCCUUUUCUCACUUCUGCUUCUGCUGAUGAUCCCGAACCUCCACUACUUCCUCCUCCUCUUUUCUCCAUUUUUUUUGUUAUUAUUCUUUAUUUACUUUAUUAUAUACGAUCAAGUUUUUAAAUAUAUUUUAUAGAUUUAGAGAGAGAGGAAUAUAAAAAAAAAAGAGUGAGAGAAUAAGAGAGAAAGAUGUGGGUGAGUUGAUAUUGAAGGUUGUGGAAGGUGAGGUACUGCUUUUAUAGAGACUAAA
Messenger RNA from Arabidopsis thaliana (thale cress), 450 nucleotides. RefSeq lists its product as uncharacterized. The record is from RefSeq and is marked reviewed. The transcript is spliced from 2 exons. NCBI's taxonomy places the organism in Eukaryota, Viridiplantae, Streptophyta, Magnoliopsida, Brassicales, Brassicaceae. Bases 21 to 167 code for a protein of 48 amino acids.